AUGUCAGGGGGCAUCCAUUCCGUCGCUGGCUUGCCCUUGGUGGGUUCGGCGCGGCCCGAGCGCCGACAGUGGGGCUCGGAACUCCAGCUCACGUUGUCAUGCGCCAGCAUCGGCAUCGGCCUGGUUAGCGCCUGGCGCCUGCCCGCACUACUCUACGACAACGGCGGAGGCUCGUUCCUGCUGGCCUACGCCGUGCUCCUGUUACUGCUGGGCUACCCGCUACUCUACCUCGAGCUGCUGCUGGGACAUUACGCGCGCCUCGGUCCGGGUGCACUCACGCGCUGCCUGCCCAUCGCGAAGGGGGUCGAGGUGAGCAUAGCGCUGGUGUGCGCAUGCGCCGCGGCCUCCAUGGGCGCGGUGAUGGCUCAGGCCGUGCUACACCUGUUGCUUGCUUUCUCCGAGCUGCCUCCGCGCUGGGCUGGCUGCCAGGGCUUCUGGGAGAAGCGGCCGCUCGAGACAUGCUUUCACCCAGGCUCCAGGAGAUUAUGUGCCCCUGGAGAAGCCACAAAAGGCUGCGUCAACGUCACCGAAAGCGUCAACGAGCACUUUUUCCACACAUCCCUCGGCAUGGUGACAGGCAGCGACCAGCAAGUGGGCGUCCGUCCCGAGCUGAUCGGCUGCCUGGCCGCCGCCUGGACGAUCGCUUGGGCAGCGCUGCGCCGGCGUUCGCCGUCGACCGCGCUGGUGCUUCCCAUCGCCAUGGUCGCGCUGUUGGCCGUGGGCACCGCGUGGCUGACCGGUGCCAGCCACGGACUCAAGUACCUGUUCGCGCCUCGCCUCGCCGAGAUCGUGAAGCCGGCGUUGUGGGCGCGCGCCACUGAGCAGGUGCUGCUGGUACUGGGCCUGGCGCACGGACCGGCGUUGGUCAACGGAAGCUACUGCCGUGAGCUGCACGACGUGCACAAGCAAGUGGUCCGCCUGGGCCAGGGCGCCAUGUUCAUUGCCCUCAACGGGUACUCGGUGCACUGGGCCUACUCAGGCGUCUUCUUCCUGCUCGUACUCAUCGUAGGCGCAAACUCUCAGGCGGCCCUGGUGGAGUCGGCGCUGACCCACUGGGCGGACACGUUCCCGGCGUUGAUUCCACAGAGGCCGUCACUGGCCGUAGCCCACUGCGCAGCCGGUUUCGUAGCCGGCCUGCCGCUGGUGUCGCGCCGGGCGGGGCUGCAGCUGCUGCACCUCCUCGACGCCCAGGUGCUCGGUCCCUUACUGUCGUAUACCGCGCUUUGCGAGGUGAUCGCCGUCGCCUGGUUCUACGGUACGCAAGUUCCUUGA
Messenger RNA from Dermacentor silvarum, 1272 nucleotides. Its product is annotated as sodium- and chloride-dependent GABA transporter ine-like. Gene Ontology annotation, cellular component: membrane. Gene Ontology annotation, biological process: sodium ion transmembrane transport. The transcript has 7 exons. Bases 1 to 1272 code for a protein of 423 amino acids. The record is from RefSeq and is a predicted model, not a curated record. NCBI's taxonomy places the organism in Eukaryota, Metazoa, Arthropoda, Arachnida, Ixodida, Ixodidae.